AAGUUUUCUCCUUUUUAUUCUUGUAAUUUUAUUAUUUGUUCAAAAAUUUGAAGAUCAAAUUUGCAAACAAAAUUCGACAACCCAAUUAAUAAAUAAACAGCGAACAUCUUUACGAAAAUAUAGUUGUCAACUGAUUUGCUUCUUAGUAUUUUCGAAAAUUAGGGCUUAUUUUCAGUAAGGCAAUCUCGGAGUGUUUGCGUGUCGUCUGUUGUGUCUAAGAUGAUGAAUCCACUAGUACUUCCUCCACCGUCGCUGAUGACUAAUUCUCAGAUUAUGAGUCAGAGUCUGUUAUUAGGUCAAUCUAAGGGUUUGAAUUAUUGGAGUAUGGCUAUGAACAAGCAACAACAAGUGAUCAACAUGGCUCAUUCUCAAUCUCAGGCUAUGGUGAAUAAUCAACCUCUAAUGGUGAACCCCUUAAACUUUAGCCUUAACCCUAAUUCGGUAAACCCUAAUAAUUAUGGUCAUAACUGGAAUGGUAUUCCUAUUGCUGCAGGUGGUAACAACAGAGAUGGUUCAUGUUCAGGUUGUUACAAGCCUCGGGCUUUGAAUAAGCUUCAGUCCAGAAACAGGAAGUUUUACCCGAAGAACAACUAUGCUAAUCGAUAUGUUCCUAAUGCUCCACGGAACACAAGCUCUUUUAUCAUCCGAGCGAAGAAAUCUGGUGGAAUUGCGGAUUCAGUGUCUCCAUGCCUUGUAACGCCAUCGGUGUUGACUUCCCCGAUGUUCUCUCCAUCGGUAGAGGUUUUGGACAAUAUGGUAAAGGAGGAAUGGGGAGUUGAUGUGUAUGGAUCAAUGGAUGGGUUGGUUAGGCUGAGAUCUGUUGGUAUUCAUGAAUUGGAACCGUUUGAUGAAGAUGGAGGAGGAUCGUGUAAGAGUGAUGGGGAGAAGCAUGUAGAGGUUGAGAAGAGAUUAGAAAAUGACUUGAGCCAAUUAGAGAUAGUAUGUCCGAAUGGUCGUGGUAGGUUUGAUUAUAACAAUGACUUGGAAAACAGAGUUGAUAAUCAGAAUAGGCAUAUUGCUCAACUAGAGGAAGAGAACUUAACUGUGAAGCAGAGGUUAUCCUUGAUGGAAAGGGAAGUUGGUGAUUUUAAGAGAAGGUUAGAGUCUCUCGAGAUGCGGAAUAUGGUUGUCGGUGAAGAUGUUAAUGGAGAGGUUGUAGAGAAUGAGUCUGGAAGGGAUAGUGGAACACAUGGCUCUGGUGCGUUUACUAGUGGUGAGGCAAUGGAGAACCAUUUGGCUGCAGGAGAUGUUUGCAAGCAGGAUAUGGUGAGUGACAAAGCUGCGGGGAAUGAAAUUAACAACACUAGCCAAGGCAAAGUAGAUGAAGCAAAAGAGAACAAUUGUACAAACAGGCAAGAAAUUAAGGAUGAAGACAAAAAUCCCAACAAGAAAACAGACGCAUACCGACGAAAGUGGUCGUCGGUUUCAGUUGGUCGGAAAAAAAAAAUUCUUCGGAAAUCCAUCAGACAUUCCGACGAUUUUCUGACGGAUCGCGAUGAACUCGAUUCUAACGAAGUUCCGACGCCGUUCCGAUCACAGAUUCCCUCGGAAAUCCGUCGGCGUCUUCCGAUCACCAUAUUCAUCGGAAACUCAUGUUUCCGAAGAAGUCCAAAGCAUCGGAAGCUUCCUACGAAACAGGUCGUCGGAAAUUCCGACGAAAUAUGUCGUCGGAAAUUCCGACGAAAUAUGUCGUCGGAAAUUCCGACGAAAUAUGUCGUCGGAAACUUCCGAUAAACAUUCUGAUAACGUUUGUCGUCGGACUUUCCGACGAAACA
Messenger RNA from Raphanus sativus (radish), 1775 nucleotides. RefSeq lists its product as uncharacterized. Bases 220 to 1734 code for a protein of 504 amino acids. The record is from RefSeq and is a predicted model, not a curated record. The transcript has a single exon. NCBI's taxonomy places the organism in Eukaryota, Viridiplantae, Streptophyta, Magnoliopsida, Brassicales, Brassicaceae.